Messenger RNA from Condylostylus longicornis, 3060 nucleotides. Its product is annotated as protein tramtrack, beta isoform. Lineage: Eukaryota; Metazoa; Arthropoda; Insecta; Diptera; Dolichopodidae. The transcript has 7 exons. Bases 612 to 2039 code for a protein of 475 amino acids. Gene Ontology annotation, cellular component: nucleus. The record is from RefSeq and is a predicted model, not a curated record. Gene Ontology annotation, molecular function: protein binding. Gene Ontology annotation, biological process: regulation of transcription by RNA polymerase II.
UUAAAUAAAGGAGAAAAAAAAGAAUAACAAAAAGCAAAUCAUUUGAACUUUUUUAGUUUUUGUUGUUAAAACGUUGAAUCAAAGUGUUUUUUUUUGUUUUUAUAAAUGUAUGUAUAUUUUUAAGUGUGUGUAUGUGCAUUGACAUGAUAAUAAAGAAAAUGUAAACAAAAAAGUGAACAACAGAAAAUAGAAGAAAAAAAAAAACAAAUUUUUUUUUAUAAAAUAAUUUAAAAUUAUUAUUGUUCUUAUUGGAGGUAUAGGAUAGGAUAUUUAUGCACAUAUAAUGGAAAAAUGCUAAAAUAGUGGAAAAAUAAUAAAAAAAACUACUUUCGAAGAAAUAUAACAGCGAUAAUAAAAAAAAAGACAAAAGCAAAACUAUACGAUUGAAAAACAAGUGGAGAAAACAACAACAACAACUACAAUAGCAAAGAACGAAAAGAAAAACAACUGUUUUUUUUGCUUUGUUUUUGUUUACCUAUGAGCCUAUAACGGAUAUAUGAACAUAUACCUACACAGAAACAUAAAAAUAUCAUAAAUAUAUUUUGUAGGUAGCCGCGGCGAGAUUCAAGAAAAAAUUUUAAAAUCUGAAAACAAACAAAAACACAAAAAUCAUGUUGCCCCAACAGUAUUGUCUCCGAUGGAAAUACCAUCACAGCAAUUUACAAACAAUGUUCUCUCAAUUGCUUGAUCGUGGAUGCUUUUGUGAUGUUACUUUAGCAUGCGAUGGUCAAAUAAUACGAGCACACAGGGUAGUACUUUGCGCUUGCAGUACAUUUUUUGAUACAAUUUUAACAAAUUAUGCAACAGACAAAGACCCAAUUAUUAUAAUGAAAGAUGCGAAAUAUGCUGAUGUUAAAUAUUUAGUAGAAUUCAUGUACAAAGGGGAGAUUAACGUGGAGCAUGCAAAUUUAGCAUCGCUAUUAAAAACUGCAGAAGAACUUAAAAUUAAAGGUUUAGCAGAAGUAUCUUGGCGAGAUGAUGAUGCUAUGGAUCAACCAAUCGCUGAACCAGAAACAAAACUUCAUGGUUGCAGCGCCUCCCAAGAAAAAGAAUUAAGUGCUCAUCAGUUUAAUAAUUAUAUGAACAAUAAUAACAAUAAUAUUAAUGCUAUCGAUGAAAUAAGCCAAAUACCAAAUCAUAGAAUUCCAAGGAUGCCUCUCUUAACUCCAAUACCAUCACCAAACCAAAAUUUAGAUCAAUUUAGUUUAAAAAGGAAACGAGGCAGACCACCUUUAGAUGAUACAUAUGACAUCUUCAGUGCACAAAAAAUAUCUCAAAUAAAAUCUCUUUCAUCUGGAAUUCACAAUAUUUCUGCAACAGAAAAAAACAACAUUAAUUCAAAUUCUUUUAAACGGGUGUCCCCAAAUCGAGAUAAUUCUGAUAUGAACUCUCUUAUAACUGAAACAAAUCAAUUGGUUAAUAAUGAAACUGAAGCUAAUAAUAUCAAAGGGGAUGCAGGCAAUUUGAAAGAACAGAAACUUCAAAACAAAGACUGGUCUAAAAGAAAAAGUCAAGAAAAUAGUCAAGACAAUGAUUCCGAAAUCGAUGAAAAACCAAGUGUUGAACAAUUAGAAAAAUCUGUGGCAGCGGCAGUAGCAGCUGCAUCGGCAAAUGAAGUUUCUGAUUCCAAUGAGAAAAAUGACACAAAUAAUCAAAAUAUUACAGAAAAUGUUCAAACUGGAAAUGAGUAUUUCGAUGAUAUUGAUGAUGCUAGUUUACUAGAUAGUCAAAAUAAUGGAGAAGAUGAAAUGAGUGAUGGGCAAGAACAUGAUUCCGGUGAACUUGGAGAUACUAAACAUUAUGUUUUAACACAAGCAGAACUUGAAGAAUGGAAAGAUGUAAUAAAAAUGGAUGCUUAUUUAGCUAUUGGAAGAAGACCACAAUUUUGGGAAGAACCGUUUACAAAAAGAGUAUUGGAAGCUAUAAAAACAAAGAAAUUGGAAAUGAAAAAAGCGGCACAAGUUUUGGGUGUUUCAUAUGGUACAUUGUAUGGUAGAUAUCGAGAAGUUUAUGGAUGCCUAAAACAUCCUUACAGAUAAAUAAAAGUUUUCUAUAAUUAAAAAUUAAAAAUAAUGUGAAAAGAAUGAAUGGUACAUACCUACUUUACUCUUGGUGGAUUCACUGCAAAUUUUUUUUCAGCUACUUAAAACUGAAAUAUGUUUUUAAAAUUAAUUAAUUUUUUUCUUUCUUAUUUUUUUUAAAUUAUCAAAUUAAUGAAGCGCUUAUACAAUGCCCCAUCAAUUUAAAAGUUGCUCUUUAAUAUUUUAAUUAUCAUUAAAUAUUUAUAUUAAUUUCUGAUUUUGUUUAUUUUAAUAUUAAUUUAAAAAUUGAAAUUUUAUUUAAAUUGUGUUUGAAAAAGCUAUAUUUGGCGCAAAUCAAUUUUCAUCUAAGAAUGAAUUAGAAAUUUAAAACACAAUUUCAAUUUCAUCUCACUUUUGCAAAAAUGAGUUUUAAAAAACAUAAAAUAAAAUUUUAUAUUUUUUGGUCAAACAAGUAUUUUUUAAAAGGAUUCCAAUCAAUUGUUUUGUGUAAUCGAUAUUGUAAAAUGCGCAUUGAAUUGUUUUGAAUCCUAAUCGAUAUUGCAGUUAAAUAAAAGCAUUGAACAUUUUAUUAAAAUGUCAAAUAACAUUUAAGUGAAAUUUCAAGUUAUUUUAUCAAUUUUACAAAUUAUCAAAAACAAUUUGCUGCAUUCAAAAGUUGUAUACGAAAAUAUGCAAAAAAAUUUUUAGCAUAAGUUAUUCAUUGCCGGUUGGUGAGCGUCAGAUACAAUUGUUGUCGACCGGCAUUUAAUAUUAUCGAUUCUACAUACCUGUAACAUAUUAAAAAUUAAUUUUAAACAAAUUUUAUUUUUUAACUUUUUUUUCUACAUAGUUUAAAUUUUAAAGUUCUAUUUUAAAUUAACUUUAGUUUCAGAAAUUUUUAGUUCAUAUUUGAUUCAAAAUAAAAACAAAAUUUUAGUUACUGUAUUAGAAUUAUCGCUAUCGCGAUUUUAUUACCAAUUAAUUUUAUUACAAUUUUUUAUUUUUAAUUUUUUAUUUUGUAUAUUUAUUUUUGAUUAUU